Necator americanus (New World hookworm) is the source of this 315-nucleotide messenger RNA. RefSeq lists its product as uncharacterized. The transcript is spliced from 2 exons. NCBI's taxonomy places the organism in Eukaryota, Metazoa, Nematoda, Chromadorea, Rhabditida, Ancylostomatidae. Bases 1 to 315 code for a protein of 104 amino acids. The record is from RefSeq and is a predicted model, not a curated record.
AUGGAAGGGGCAUCGUUAUUAUUUUCUAUUAGCGGCGCAACUCAAACAACCUGUGCUCCGCUAACAUCACGGCUUAACGACUACCAAGGCUCUGAAGAAGGCGAUGACUCCGAAACGUCAGCCAGAAUAAAGGUGAAUAACAAUCUUGGUUCCGCUCAGACAAAGUGGUGCAAAAUUCAACUCUACAAUACCAAGAUUCAAGGAAGGUCGAACUUGGGACUGAAAUCACUGCUCAAAAUUGUCAAUUUCGAAACCAUUUUCCGUUUGACGCCCUCUCAAGAUAUUAUCUCCACAGCGCUUGAUAACUCUUUGUAA